AUGCCAACUGAGAUGAAAAAAUCCAUUGUUGAAACUGCCAAGACUCAUCCUGACGUUACAUUUGUCUGGAAAUACGAGGAACCAGAUGACGCGCCAUUUGCAGCUGGUGUUAAUAAUCUAUUUCUAACAAAGUGGACUCCACAAAGCGACUUAUUAGCUGAUAAUCGCUUAACGUUGUUUGUUACCCACGGCGGAGCUGGAAGUUUGAUGGAGAGUGCAUUCCGUGGCAAACCUUUAAUAGUUGUUCCCUUAUUUGCCGAUCAGACCAGGAAUGCUAAACUUGUUGUAAAGUUUGGUUUCGGAUUGAUGCUGUCUAAAGAAAAUCUCUUAGAUAGCAGAGCAAUGAGCAGUGCGAUUGAGGAAGUGCUUACAGAUACAAAGUAUCAAAAAGCUGCUCAUCGCAUUCGGAACAUUCUGGCAAAACAAACGUUCUCGCCUAAGCACAAGUUGAUAAAAACUGUGGAGUUAGCUGCGGAGUUCGGCGAGAUGCCUCAGUUUAGGGUUGCUGGCCGUAAUCUCGGAAUCAUUACCUAUUAUAAUUUAGACAUUAUGCUGCUAUUCAUCGCUUUGAUGCUGUUUUUAGUGUAUUUACUAUUAUUUAUUUUUUAUAGGAUGUUUAGGGUAAUGGCAAACAUACGUAUGGUUAAAACCAAAAAGCAUUGAGC
Messenger RNA from Strongylus vulgaris, 665 nucleotides. NCBI's taxonomy places the organism in Eukaryota, Metazoa, Nematoda, Chromadorea, Rhabditida, Strongylidae. The record is from the annotation of a GenBank genome assembly.